AUGUAUAUUGAUAAAAAUACUGCUCAAGUUCAGACGGAAAAUUCAAAUGGAGUUGAUUGGCAGGAAGAGGUUUACCAAAAGAUCAAGUAUUUGAAGGAGAUGUAUUUAUCAGACCUCAAUGAUUUAUACGAGAAAAAUGCUCAUAAAAUGCAUCAGCGUCUUGAAAAUGAGAUAAUUGAAAAGCUCAAGAUAUUCAAGGUGAUGCUGGAGUGUAUUGUGCUUUUCUUGCGGCUUAACAAGCAGGAUAUUACAAUUAGUCACAAGAACAAACUGGUCUCGGUUGAGAAGCACAUAAGUUUCUUUCUUAGUGUCAAUUGGGCACGUAGCAGGACUUCUUCUUCUCCACAGCAGGUGAAACUUCAUCAGUCUUCUAGGCAGCUUCAGAACUCACAAUCUCUUGAUGGUCAAAUUAAUCCACUGAUUCAGCCCGUACAUGGUUCUAUAAAGGCGAUGCAACAAAAUUAUAUCACCACCUUGCAACAUAGUUCCUUGCCUGGCGUUCCGACAAUUUCCUAUUCUCAACAUCACAUGAUAAAUAUGGUAAAACCUGGUUCCAGAUGGGAUCUGGGACAGGGUAAUUUGUUAAACUCGCCACAACAGAUGGCUACUGGCUACUUACAACCAAAUCCUGUUAACAAUCUUCAACAUGAUAACAUAAGCUUAUUAAAUUCACAAUGUGGAACGAACCCAGUUCAGGUAAUCCUCGAAUCCCUACAACAAAACUCAAAUGUGUUGCGAUAUUUACUUCUUAUACGACAUGAGCAGCAAAUGUUACGGAAUGAACAAUUAACACCGCUAUGCAACCUGCUACUGAUGCAGCAACAACUUUUUCAAAUUCAGCAGUUAUUGAAACAUCAGCAAGCAAUGAACUCAUUGUCUGGCGUAUCGACAAAUUCCAACUCUCAACAAGACAUGAUAAAUACAGUACAGCCUGAUUCCAAAUCUUUGAACUCAUUGCAACAUGUGUCUACAAGCUCUUUGCAACAGAAUCCUGUUAACCAUUGUCAACAAGUUGACAUUAGCUCAUUAAGUUCACAAAGUGGAACUAACACAAUGCAGGGAAACCUCCGUUCCCCACAGCAAGACUUAAGCGUCUGGAAGCAAAUAUCGCAGACCCAGAACAUGCUGCAUAACCAGCAAUUAAGACAACAGUCCCACCAUCGGCAUAUGCAGCAACAACUUUUUCAAACAUAA
Solanum stenotomum is the source of this 1194-nucleotide messenger RNA. Its product is annotated as mediator of RNA polymerase II transcription subunit 15a-like. Gene Ontology annotation, molecular function: chromatin DNA binding; transcription coactivator activity. The record is from RefSeq and is a predicted model, not a curated record. The transcript has 5 exons. NCBI's taxonomy places the organism in Eukaryota, Viridiplantae, Streptophyta, Magnoliopsida, Solanales, Solanaceae. The coding region runs from base 1 to 1194 and encodes 397 amino acids.